Molecule: messenger RNA, 3036 nt
Organism: Sclerotinia borealis F-4128
Lineage: Eukaryota; Fungi; Ascomycota; Leotiomycetes; Helotiales; Sclerotiniaceae
Source: the annotation of a GenBank genome assembly
AUGUUGACCUCCGUUCUUUGUUUCUUCGGAACCAUAUGGCUAUUCUCUUUGGGUGUACUCUCUGCAACCGACUUCUCUGUAUCUGCUGGACUAUCAACUUGGAAUCAAAGUGACUGGUCCUUGACUACCACUAAAUACAUUCCAGGACAAUAUCAAUCGAGAUUGUCACUUGCUAAUGGAUACAUUGGUGCUUCUUUCGCAGCAGCCGGUCCUUUCUUUGAAAAAGAUGUCAAUCAAACAGAUGCAAAUGGUACUUCACCUUCUAAUGGAUGGCCAUUGUUUAAUGAUAGAAUUUCAUUUUCCACUAUAUCUGGAUUUUACGAUGUAGAGCCGGCACAGAUACCUCCUCAAGGUACCAACUAUCCUUGGUUGAAUCAAUAUGGUUGGGAAAGUUUUAUAUCUGGCAUUCCACAUCCUACAGCCAUAUUAUUCUCUUUCGGAUCUAAUUUUCUCGAUGCUACGGUUAGCAAUACUUCAAUUACGAAUUUCUCUUCUAAGAUUUCGUUCCAAACUGGUUUGGCAGAAUGGAAUUAUACAUGGUCGCCAGUUCAGAAUUCUACUUUCAAUGUUUCCUAUGCUGCAUUUUUGAGUAGAGAAAGACCAAACGUUGUGGCCGUGAAGGCCACCAUUGUUCCCUCCGUAAGUAUCGAAGGGCAGAUCACGGAUUUACUGGAUGGGAGAAGUGCAGUUCGAUCUACUCUAUCAUCCCAAGGAUUGGAUGCAAAUGGGACUACCAUUUAUUCGGCAGUGAAUCCGGAUAAUCUUCCAAAUAUCACCGCAUUUGUUGUCUCUGGCGUCAAUUUCUCCAACAACUACACGAAAAUUUCAUCGAGAACCAAUGCCAGUGGAGAUUACAUAAGUUCUGCGAAUAGUACUACAAUUGGUCAAUCUUUCAACAUCAGUCUAAAAGCUGGAGAACCUGCUGUUUUCUAUAAAUAUGUUGGAAUUGCUUCAACGGACAAAUUUAAUAAUCCCGAAAUUGUGGCUCGAGCAGACCAGAAGUCAGCACAGGAGUUUGGAUGGGAUAGUCUUUUAGGGGAGCAUAUUGCAGCUUGGGCCAAUAUUUUGACACCAGAUUCUGUGGACGAUUUUACGGAUCCAACGACAGGAGAACUGCCUGAAGACCCCAAUGUUCAAGCACUUCACAUUGCUUCCGUUUCAAAUACAUACUACCUGCUUCAAAACCUACAACCCGACGGUAGUGGACUGAAUGACAACAGCAUCUCAGUAGGAGGACUUUACUCCGAUUCAUAUGCUGGCUUGGUGUUUUGGGACGCUGAUUAUUGGAUGGCGCCUGGUCUUAAUCUGGCCUUUCCGGAUUGGAGCAAACAAAUCAGUAACUUCCGCGUCAAGCAACACAAUCAAUCUUUAGCGAAUGCAGCAUUCAACAAUUACCCAAAUGGAAGCUCACUUUACUCUUGGACUACUGGAAGAUAUGGAAAUUGUACUGGAACGGGGCCUUGCGUAGACUACGAAUAUCAUCUCAACUAUGAUAUCGCAUUCAAUCUCAUGCAGGAAUACAAUAUCACGAAUAAUAAGACUUGGUUCGACAAUGGACCCAGGCAAAUUAUCGAAAGUACUGCGAUUAUGACUGGGCAUUUGCUGAUGUACAACGAAACUACGCAGACUUAUUGGAUUCACAAUAUUACGGAUCCAGAUGAAUAUGCCAAUAACAAGGACAAUGGAGCAUUCACAAUAGCUUCUGCUGCGACUCUGCUGGAGUUGGCAAACGAUUUGAGAGUUGCUCAGGUGUUGGAACCAAACGAAACAUGGCAACAGCAGCAACAAAGUAUCGAAUUUCCAUCUGCAGCUUCUAAUAUCACCUUAGAGUAUCAAACGAUGAAUAAUAGCGUUGCUGUCAAACAAGCUGACGUCGUUUUGUUGACUUACCCUUUGGAUUUCAAUCAAAAUUACACCGAAGCGGACAAACUAUUAGAUUUAGAUUAUUAUGCAAAUAAGCAAUCGCCUGAUGGCCCAGCAAUGACUUACUCUAUCUUUGCUAUCGAUGCAAAUGCUUUAUCUCCAUCCGGAUGUUCCGCAUACACUUAUACUUUAAAUGGCUUUAUUCCAUACCUACGAGCACCAUGGUAUCAGUUCUCUGAACAAGCCGUCGACGAUGUUACAUUGAACGGAGGAACAAACCCAGCAUUUCCAUUCCUAACCGGACACGGAGGAGCUAAUCAAGUUGUACCUUUUGGCUUCUUGGGUUUGCGAACCGACCAACCCACCCUUUAUCUACAUCCUUCUCUCCCUCCUCAGAUACCCAACCUGAGAGUUCGCACUUUUCACUAUGCAGGCGCAACUCUUUCGGCAACCAUGAAUACAACCCACACAAAUAUUACUCGUCUUCCUUCCACUAGCCUUAGUGACCUCUACCGAAACGCCAGUCUCCCCUUCGUUGUCGGAACUCCCGGUUCCUCCAUCUCAAACACAACAUCCUACAAUAUCGCCAUCAACCAAACCCUCACCAUCCCCAACCGUCUCUACUUUCAAAAUAAGACCAAGCCUAACAAUCUCCUGCAAUGCCUACCCGUCACAUCUGGAGACUCAUAUUCAGCCGGUCAAUUUCCCGUCGCAGCCAUCGACGGCGCCACAUCCACCUCCUGGCAACCAUCCACCAACGAAACAUCCUCCCUCCUCAUAAACACGACCUCGAUCCCCCCCUCCCCUAUUUGGAGCAUAUACUUUAACUGGGGUCUUCGACCUCCACUCCGCGCUACUGUCUUCUUCGGUAAUGAAACAACGGGCAAUGCAUCGAUCUUUGGAAACGAAUGGGAAAUUAAUAUCGAGGGUGUUUCUCCCAGUUUGCCAUAUAAUGCGACGCAAGCGCAGUAUAAUAUGACGCAAGUGAAUAGUAGUAGCACGGAAAAUGUCAACAAGAACGUAAAUGUGGUGCCGGUAGUAGGCAAUGAAACAAGGUUGGUGGUGGAGGGGGGCGUCUGGAGUGGGAAGUAUGUUAGGUUGGUGGUGGAGGGUUGUUGGGAGAAUGAUGGGGUGGGGGCUACGGUGGGGGAGUUUGCGGUUGUGAGCGGUUAG